GGAUGGAAUCAAAGAAUGUCCAGGUCACUGCGAUGCUGGGGCUGGAACUGCUCAGAGCCAGGCUGGAUGAUGAAAUUUGCUUGGGAUAACUACAAGCAAUAUGCACUUGGAAAGAACGAGCUGCGCCCGCUGACCAAGAACGGCCACAUCGGGAACAUGUUUGGAGGCCUUCGAGGAGCAACUGUGAUCGAUGCCUUAGAUACCCUCUACAUCAUGGAACUCGAGGAGGAAUUCCAAGAAGCCAAGAAGUGGGUGGAGAAGAGCUUUGACUUGAAUGUGAAUGGAGAAGCAUCCUUGUUCGAGGUGAACAUCCGCUACAUCGGAGGGCUGCUGGCCACGUACUACUUGACUGGAGAAGAGGUGUUCAAGAGUAAAGCUCUGGAACUCGGAGAGAAACUUUUGCCAGCUUUUAACACCCCCACUGGAAUCCCACGUGGCGUCAUAAAUCUGGGCAGUGGCAUGAGUUGGAGCUGGGGUUGGGCAUCAGCUGGAAGCAGCAUCUUGGCAGAAUUUGGUACCUUGCACUUAGAAUUCCUGCACCUCUCCGAGCUCUCUGGCAACCCGGUGUUUGCAGAAAAGGUGAUGAACAUCCGCAGAGUCCUCAACAGAGUGGAGAAGCCCCAGGGCCUUUAUCCCAACUUCCUCAGCCCGGUGACAGGGAACUGGGUGCAGCACCACGUCUCCAUUGGGGGGCUUGGGGACAGCUUUUAUGAAUAUCUCAUCAAAUCUUGGCUGAUGUCAGACAAGAAGGACUUGGAAGCUAAAAAGAUGUACGACGAUGCACUAGAGGCAAUAGAAAAGCAUUUGGUCAAAAAGUCUGCUGGAGGAUUGACCUACAUCGCUGAGUGGAGGGGAGGCAUCUUGGACCACAAAAUGGGCCACUUGGCUUGUUUCUCUGGGGGCAUGAUUGCACUUGGAGCUGAAGAUGCUGGAGAAGAGAGGAGGCAGAGGCACAUGGAUCUGGCUGCAGAAAUAACAAACACAUGUCACGAGUCUUAUGCACGCUCAGAUACCAAACUGGGCCCCGAAGCCUUUCGCUUUGAUGCCGGGAGUGAAGCCAUGGCAACCAGGCUGAGCGAGCGGUACUACAUCCUGCGGCCGGAGGUGGUGGAGAGCUACAUGUACCUGUGGAGGCUCACCCACGACCCCAAGUACAGGCAGUGGGGCUGGGAGGUGGUCAAGGCCCUGGAAAAACACUGUAGAGUAGAAGCUGGUUUUUCUGGCAUCAGAGAUGUUUACACCACAACCCCAACCCACGACAACAUGCAACAGAGUUUUUUCCUCGCAGAGACUCUGAAGUACCUCUAUCUUCUGUUCUGUGAAGAUGACGUGCUGUCCCUGGACGACUGGGUGUUCAACACCGAGGCUCAUCCCCUGCCAGUCAACCACACGAACUUUAAAGCAGCUGUGCAGCAGUGAGGCCCUUGCCCAGCACCUGCUUCUGUGGGUCACUGCUUUUCCUUUCCAUUAAAGGAAUCCCUGUUGUUCCUAAAAUGGUAUUUUGGGGCACUAGUCCAAUUCCGGACAGUAUUCUACUGGGAAGAUGGAACCAUGAUGUAAGCACCUUCUUUUCCUCUGUGAGGAGCUCUAUUAGCCUGAUAAUGAGAUGUUUAUUCUGGGCCAUAUUGUACACAGUUCAUAGACAUUCCUUUAUACAGAGAAUUUAUAUGAAAUCCACUGAUUUUGCUUUAUAGUGGCCAAAGGACUGGAAGUUUGCCAUAAAAUAGACACAAACACACACACACAUCCUCCUUUCCUUUUUCUGUUUCAUUUUUGCCUUUUAUAUGCUCUUGGAUUUAUCAGCUUUCCAAUGAACAGUUUUCAACAUACUGUGCUUUCUGGUGGUGGGCUUUGGGGGCACUUUGGGAAGGGCAGGAGAAUGAGGAAGGGGAGUUGCCCUUGAUGUGGAGUGUGUGGGGAUGGAUGAGGAGCCAGCUGAGAGCUCAGGGCUUGGGAUUAGAGAGAGGACAGGGAAAGAUGACCUUACAGUGGGUGUCUGCUGCAGGCACCUGACCAGGGAGAACAAGAGGAUCGGACCCUCCACAGACAGGUAGGAGCAGCAUCAGGUUUGAAUUUGCAGACCUUGGUCUUCAUGGGGGACUUCAACCCUCCUGGUAUCUGCUGGAGGGACACACAGCAGGGAAUGAGCAAUCCAGGAGGUGCUUUGAGUGGACUGAUGAUAAAUUCCUCCCCCAAGUGACAGAGGAGCCAACAGAGGGGCUCUGCUGGCCUCACACCAGCCAGGGGCUCGCUGGGGAUGUGAAGGUCAAAGGCAGCUCUGGCUGAAGUGACCAUGAGCUGGUGAGUUCAGCAUCCUGAGGGCAGGAAGGAGGGGGAAAAGCAAGCUCAGCCCUGGGCUUCAGGAGAGCAGACUUGGACCUCUUCAAAGAUCUGCUUGGAAGAGUCCUAUGGGAUCAGAGCUGGAGGGAAGAGGGGCCUGAGAAAGCCAGUAAAUAUUCAAGAGUCAUGUCCUCCAAGCUUAAGAGAGUUCCAUUCCAGUGAGCAGGAAGUCAGGCAAAAAUGCCAGGAGGGCUCUGUGGAUGAGCAGAGAACUCCCAGUCAAACUCAGACACACCAAGGAAGCUGAGGGUGGAAGGAGGGACAGGUAACCUGGGACCACUGCAGAAACAUUGUCUGAGCAUCCAGGGCUGACAUUAGGGAAGCUAAAGCCCAAAUGGAAUUGAAUUCAGCCAGAAAUGUCAAUGACAAGAAGAAGGGCAUCUAUAAGAAAAUAGGAUACAGAAGGAAGAUUGGGAAAAUGAGGGCCCACUGUUGAACAAGACAGGAAACCUGUUACACAGGACGUGGAAAAGGUGGAGAUACCAAAUGUUGCCUUUGCCUCUGUCUUGACUGGCAGGACCAGGACUCCCAGGUUCCACAGACUGGGGGGGAAGGCUGGAGCAAGGAAAGGUGUUCCUUCUCCUCCCCUCAGCACAGGUGAGGCUACACCUGGAGUGCUGUGUCCAGUUCUGGGCACCCCAGUACAGGAGAGACAUGGACAGGCUGGAGAGAGUCCAACAAACAGCCAAGGAGAUAAUAAGGGACUAGAACAUCUCUCCUCUGAGGAAAGGCUGAGAGAGCUGGGACUGUUUAGUCUGGAAAGAGAAGGCUCCAGGGGGAUCUUAUUAAUGUAUAAAAAGACCUGGAGGGUGGGUGCAAAGAUGAGCCAGGCUCAUGCCAGUGGAACCCAGUGACAGUUCCAGAGGCAACGGGCACAAACUGAACACGGGGAACGUGAGGAAACACUUUUUUACCCUGGGGGUGACCAAGCUCUGCCACAGCUUGCCCAGGGAGGCUGUGGAGUCUCCAUCCUUGGAGAUACUCAAAAGCUGCCUGGACACAGCCCUGGGAUCCAGGUGGCCCUGCUUGAGCUGGGGGUUGGGGCAGGUGGACCCUGGAGGUCCCGUCCAGCCUCUGCCAUUCCGUGAUUCUGUGACUCUGUGGUGUCAAAAUUGUAACUGAACCAAAACCUCUCUGCAAAAUCCUUGAUCCUAAUGUAUUUUUAUAUACUUUAUCUGUGCUCCUAAAACACAUUUACCACACAUCUCAUUUAACUUUCCUUCAUCGUUUUUGUGUUUUUCUACUUUUAUUUGGAGCUAAGUGUUACGAGUCACUUGUAAUAAUUUCACUGCUGUAAUAGUCAAAUCUGUGAAACAGAAUAAAAGUCUUGUAAAAUAAAA
Manacus vitellinus (golden-collared manakin) is the source of this 3680-nucleotide messenger RNA. It is a transcript of the gene MAN1C1, whose product is annotated as mannosidase alpha class 1C member 1. Lineage: Eukaryota; Metazoa; Chordata; Aves; Passeriformes; Pipridae. Gene Ontology annotation, molecular function: mannosyl-oligosaccharide 1,2-alpha-mannosidase activity; calcium ion binding. The coding region runs from base 16 to 1419 and encodes 467 amino acids. Gene Ontology annotation, cellular component: extracellular exosome; endoplasmic reticulum; Golgi membrane. The record is from RefSeq and is a predicted model, not a curated record. Gene Ontology annotation, biological process: carbohydrate metabolic process; N-glycan processing. The transcript has 12 exons.